AUGCUAAAGACUCUAAGUAUUCUAGGAUUCUUGGGAGUAGCUACUGCUGCCUACACAGACGAUUUAGUCACCAGUCUUCCUGAUAUGGGUGAUUUCAACACUUACAAACUCUAUUCAGGAUAUCUAUCAGUGAAGGGAACUGGCAAAUACUUACAUUAUAUGUUUGCUGAGAGCCAGUCUGCUCCAUCUACCGAUCCUUUGCUAAUAUGGUUUAACGGAGGUCCAGGAUGCUCCUCAAUGCUUGGAUAUUUGCAAGAGCACGGCCCCUUCGUAAUAGACGAUGGUGCUACUAAAUUCCACAAGAAUGACUACUCUUGGAACAAAGAGACAAAUAUGCUAUAUAUCGAAAGUCCAGCUGGAGUAGGAUAUUCAUUCUGCGACAGAAAGGAUAUUUGCUCAUUUAACGAUGAGACAUCUUCUUUGGACAAUGUUGAUGCUCUUCUAAGCUUCUUUGCAAAGUUCCCUGAAUAUAGAGAUCAUGAUCUUUAUAUCUCUGGAGAAUCAUAUGCUGGCGUUUAUGUUCCUUAUCUCGCCUAUAGAAUUGACCAAUACAAUGAACAAGCUGUGAAGAACAAAGGAUACACAUUCAACUUGAAAGGAUUCCUAGUGGGUAAUGGAGUCACGAACUGGAAGUGGGAUGGUGAUCAAUCAUAUGUUGAGAUGGCUCUUCACCAUGGUCUCUAUGGACUUGAACUCAAGAAGGAAAUAGAUGACAAUUAAUGCAAUUUCUACUAUGAAGAUGAAAAUCCAGAGGACUCACCUCCAUGCUAAGAUAUUUACAAAAAGUUCGGGGAUUUAACCUCUACAAUCAAUAUGUAUGAUAUAUACAGAGCCUGCUUUACAAAUAAGCCAAUGGAGGGACUCUUAUAAUCAGAGGCAUCUCAUGGCUAAGUAAACAUCAACGGCUAAACAAAGACCUACAGAAGACAUUACACCAGCAAGGAUUACACUCCUUGGUUCUAUGAAAAGCAAUAAUCAAAGAUCUAGAAGUAUCUUGGAGACCUACCACCCUGCACUUAUGUUUUGCCAGUAAUAGAUUGGAUCAACAGAGCAGAUGUUAGACAAGCACUCCACAUUCCAGACAUGGUCUAAGGUUGGGAAAUGUGCGCUGGAAAUGACACUGUUGGUUACUGGUCUUAGCCAUAAGCAUCAGAAUGGAUCUAUCCACUUUUGAAGGGUAAAUACAGAAUACUUUUCUACUCAGGAGACACUGACGGUGCAGUUCCAACUAGAGGAAGCAGAUAAUGGAUUUCAAACAUGAACUGGACAAUCAAGGAGAAGUGGAGACCCUAUUUCAACGACGAUAACCAAGUAGCUGGCUACAUUGAAGUUAGGGACGGCUUGACAUUUGCUACAGUCCACGGUGUAGGUCACAUGGCUCCACAAUGGAAGAAAGCUGAGUCUUAUCAUCUAAUUUUCAACUGGAUUAAGGGCUAGCCAAUUUGA
Molecule: messenger RNA, 1446 nt
Organism: Stylonychia lemnae
Lineage: Eukaryota; Ciliophora; Spirotrichea; Sporadotrichida; Oxytrichidae
Source: the annotation of a GenBank genome assembly